AUUUUAUCUUUUUCUUAAAGGAGGAUGUAGAUUCUUUUAUGAAACAACCUGGAAAUGAGACUGCAGAUGUAGUACUUAAGAAACUGGAUGAACAGUAUCAGAAGUAUAAGUUUAUGGAACUUAACCUUGCUCAGAAGAAAAGAAGGCUAAAAAGUCAGAUUCCUGAAAUUAAACAGACAUUAGACAUUUUAAAACAUAUGCAGAAGAAAAAGGAAUCCACAAACCCAAUGGAGACCAGGUUUUUAUUGGCAGAUAACCUCUACUGUAAAGCAUCAGUUCCUCCUACGGAUAAAGUCUGUUUAUGGUUGGGGGCCAAUGUGAUGCUUGAAUAUGAUAUUGAUGAAGCUCAAGCUCUGUUAGAAAAGAAUCUGUCUACUGCCACAAGAAAUCUCGAGUCACUAGAGGAAGACCUGGAUUUUCUUAGAGAUCAGUUCACCACCACAGAAGUUAAUAUGGCUAGAGUUUAUAAUUGGGAUGUAAAGAGAAGAAACAAGGAUGAUCCUUCCAAAAACAAAGCAUAGUUCUAGCAAUUUUAAAUGUUUACUAUUUCCAAAUACUUUUAUUUUAAACACCCCCAAAAUUCAUCCUGAAGGGACUAAGUUAAUAAUUUCAAUAAAUGAUAAAAUAUAUAACUCAAUAAUAAUGGUGAGCACCAUUUUAUUUAUUUGUAAACUCACAAUUUGGUUUCAUGCAUGCUUCAUGAAAUUAUGAAUUAUUUGAAAGGAUACCACAUGGUCCGGCAAAGGACAUAGCAUUUUUACCAACUCAGUCCAUUUGUCAUAAGUAAAUUCUUACUUGAGAGUUUAUCUAAAGAUGUGAGGUGCAUGUAUGAAACUGAGGUUAGGACAUUUUAUUGUACUGUGAGGGUUUCCUUUCAUAUUUGCUGAUGUGUUGUAUACACUUGAUGAGGUAAACUUUUUGGGGUGAGGAAGACAUGCAGCUGAUAUUUUAGCAAACAGGGAAAACAGUAAAAUCCUAGUUUUUCUUUUAGUCAAUUACUGCUUUGGCAACAUCAACCCACAAGCAUUCCCAGAGAUCCACUUUGGAUAAACUUGAUUAUCAAGUUUGGGUUAGCCAAUUGAGAGCUACUGAAUUUUCUGCACUUUACAUAUAACAGUUCAAGAUGUCUUCAGAAAAGAACACUCUGCGGGUUUCAUUCAAUGAACAGCACAAGCUAUGUCAAGACUGCAGAUUCUCACCCAAUCCCCUAUGACUGACUGUCUCUCUCUCUCUCACACUCACACUCACACUCACACUCACACUCACACUCACACUCACACUCACACUCACACUCAC
Messenger RNA from Pelodiscus sinensis (Chinese soft-shelled turtle), 1296 nucleotides. NCBI's taxonomy places the organism in Eukaryota, Metazoa, Chordata, Testudines, Trionychidae. The record is from RefSeq and is a predicted model, not a curated record.